GAUUUCAUUUCACUCUUUAGAAUUUUCCUCUCAGGCGUUUGAAAAACCCAUGGAAUCCUGCAAAAUCAUCUCGACAUCUCCAAUUCCGAAGCUCCGACUCCCGGAAUUCCCAACUACAAAUAAACCCAAAUCACUGAAAUUACACCGGCAAAAUUACAACAUACGACGUCAUCGGAUCAUCACCAGAGCUUCUUCUUCUUCUGGGUCUGAUGAGAAUGGAUUUUCACCUUCACCCAGUAGGGUUUUCAGAGAAGAAGAGGCUAUUGGGGCUGAAUAUGGAGAAGGGUUUGAAACAUUUAGACCAGAUGGUCCAUUGAAAAUUGACGUGGAUUUUUUGAAUGAUAGAAUGCAAGAAGGGUUCUUGCAAAGAAUUCGGUAUGCUAUGAAGCCUGAUGAAGCUUUUGGACUUAUAUUUUCGUGGGAUAAUGUGGUGGCAGACACAAGAACGUUGAAAUUAAAUGCCUGGGAACAACUUGCCUCUGAAGAGGGUAAAAACAUCCCUGGUGGUGGCACUGUUGAAAAAUCCUUGCUUUACGCAAGUGCUGAUCAUGUUCUGCGUAAGGUGUUGUCCUGGGAGAACGAAGACAAUGAAGUGGAAAGAUUAAAAUCCAGGCUAUCGGAGCUGUAUUUCGAGAAUCUUCUCAAAGUUAGAUCUCCGAAUAAAAUCCAGGCUAUCCACUCUUUCAGUUAUUUGUGUGGGCUCAAAGCACCUAUUGAAGGAGUGAAAGAGUGGUUGGAUGCUGUCUCUACAGCUCGCGUCCCAUGUGCCAUUGUAUCGUGUCUUGAUCGGAGGACCCUAGUUGAGGCUUUGAAGUGUCUAGGACUCACCAAAUAUUUCCAGGCAAUUGUGACAGAAGAGGAUGGAAUGGAUUCAGUGGCUCAUAGAUUCCUCUCUGCAGCAGUCAAGUUAGACCGCAAACCAUCCAAAUGUGUGGUAUUCGAGGAUGACCCAAGAGGGAUAGUUGCUGCACAUAACUGUACAAUGAUGGCUGUGGCCUUAAUUGGCGUUCACCCUGCGUAUGAAUUAGUUCAAGCUGAUCUAGCAGUUGGUAGCUUCAAUGAGCUUUCGGUGAUUAACCUCCGUCGAUUAUUUGCUCAUAAAGGUUCCACAUUUAUGGAAUUACAAAAACAAGGAACGGAGAAGACUCCUACUAAGAGGAAGCUCACAAUAGAUACAAUCUUCUAAUUCAGUUUUUCUUCUUCUUACUUGACCCCGAUUUGUAUAGUUUUAGUUCAGUGGUCUUCUUCUUCUUGUAUCUAUGUUCAACCUUGUGUUACACUUGCAACAUGAUUUAUACUACAAUAUUACAGCCUGAUUGGUCAAUUUGAGUCAA
This is a messenger RNA of Papaver somniferum (opium poppy), 1334 nucleotides long. Its product is annotated as 5-amino-6-(5-phospho-D-ribitylamino)uracil phosphatase, chloroplastic-like. The coding region runs from base 50 to 1186 and encodes 378 amino acids. The transcript is spliced from 11 exons. The record is from RefSeq and is a predicted model, not a curated record. Lineage: Eukaryota; Viridiplantae; Streptophyta; Magnoliopsida; Ranunculales; Papaveraceae.